ACUUGCAACUAAGCGAGACAAGGAGGUCUGCCCUGUCAGUCGUGAUUUAGAAAAUCGUCUAAACGAAAGGGAACGAUAUAAAAAGAAAGCUAGAUAUGUUGCAAUGUGUGAUCAUUAAACCAUGCAUUGCAGAACCAGGAAAAACAUUAUAGCAAUGGCAAGGUAGCUAGUGCCCAAGGCGCCUGUGCUAACCUUAGCCCCUAUAGGCACGGCUAAAUAUCUAGCUAGCUAACUAUUGUUAGAUACAAUGCUAGUUUGUUAACAUUGUCAAAUGACAUGCUCGUAGGCAAUAGCACUUGGCAUAUUCUUAUUGAGUGUUUUAAGCAAACGUUAGUAUCUUUUUUGCCCAUAUGGGGACGCAAGAGACAGCUGGGACCAUAGAGAACCGUAUUCUAAUUCCUAAUUCUAUGGCUGAAAGCUUGGCUAGCUGGCUAACCAACUGGUGUUGUGCCACAGAUCCAGUUUGCAAAUCAUUGGUGAGUUCUCGUUGAGGAGGAGGCAAUGACAAGAGGAGCGGAGACGUGACAGACUGUCUUCUGUGACCCGAACAUCGAAGUAGCUAAUCCUGUUGACAAUCUGGGAACGUUUACAAUUUUUCCAAAUGCAUCCAGAGAGAGAUCCCUCUCCGUGGAUCAGAAUGCGAUCCAAGAAGAACAGAUAAUACGAAAAAGCUUCCUAGGCAGAGCAGGGCAUGAAAUCAACGAGAACUGCACACAUGCUGACAGAACCAGCUCAUUGAACCUGUAGGAAGCAUGACAGCAUAUUCCUGUCUAUUUGAUCCAUUUAUUUAUUUUGGUGAAGUAGAAAUGAUUGUGUCUGUAUUUCACCACCGGUUUCCAUAUUUGCAUGUACUAAUUCUAUCAACCGAUUAAAGAGAUCAGUCAGAAUUUAUUUUUCAAGAUGACGGUGGAGGGUUCCACAAUAAAGAGUCGGAUCAAAAAUCUGCUUCGCUCGCCAUCUAUAAAAUUGAGAAGGAAUAAAGCUCUGAACAACAAAGAAAAUCUCACUAACAAGGUGACACUGGAGAAGGUGCUAGGGAUCACAGCAUUUGGGAACCGCGCUUUGGCUUGUGACCCUUGCUCUGGACUCGUGGCCUACCCAGCUGGAUGUGUGGUGGUGCUGCUGAACCCCAAGAAGAACAAACAGCAUCACAUCCUCAACAGCUCCAGGAAAACCAUCACCACUCUGUCAUUUUCCCCUGAUGGCAAGUUUGUGGUCACAGGAGAGAGUGGACACAUGCCUGCUGUGCGGGUGUGGGACGUUGCAGAACGGACCCAGGUUGCUGAGUUACAGGAACAUAAGUACGGCAUCUCCUGUGUGGCUUUCUCCCCCAACAGCAAGUACAUUGUCAGCGUGGGAUACCAGCACGACAUGAUUAUCAAUGUUUGGGCCUGGAAGAAAAACAUAGUGGUGGCAGCCAACAAGGUGUCCAGUAAAGUCACAGCUGUCUCCUUCUCAGAUGACAGCAACUACUUUGUCACGGCAGGGAACAGGCAUGUCAAGUUCUGGUACCUGGAUCACACCAAAUCAUCCAAGGUGAACGCCACGGUUCCUCUGCUGGGUCGCUCGGGGCUCCUGGGGGAGCUGAGGAACAACUUCUUCAGUGAUGUGGCAUGUGGGAAGGGUCGUAAAGCCGGCAGCACCUUCUGCAUCACCUCCUCGGGCCUGCUCUGCGAGUUCAGUGACAAACGCCUGCUGGACAAAUGGGUGGAGCUACGGAAGAACGACAGUGUCACAACCAGUCAGGCCACAUCUCUGUCUGUGACGGACGAGCUGAUCUUCUGUGGCUGUGCCGACGGCACGGUUAGGGCCUUCAGCCCCGUCAACCUACACUUCAUCUGUACCCUGCCACGCCCACACUGCCUGGGCACAGACAUCGCCACCGUGGUGGAGGCUAGUCACCUCUUCAGCCACAAGAUGGACGCCCGGUGUCCAGACACGGUGGCUGUAUCUUAUGACCCUGCGAGCCGCUGGCUGUCCUGUGUCUACAACGACCACAGCCUGUACGUGUGGGACGUACGGGACCUCCGCAAAGUGGGCAAGGUCUACUCCGCCCUUUACCACUCGGCCUGCGUGUGGAACGUCGAGGUGUACCCAGACAGGGUAAGUGAUGGCAGGCAGCCCUGUUUGCCUCCAGGCUCCUUCCUCAGCUGUUCUUCAGACAAUACUGUCCGGCUCUGGAACACUGAUGGACACAACACAACUCUUAGCCGCAACGUCAUCAGCAACGACCUCCAAAAGAUCAUCUACAUGGACAACAACACGGCCGGCCUGCUGGACACAGAGUGCCUCAACUCGGGGAACGGAGAGAAGGCCGACCCCCAGACCUCCGAGACCAGGACGGGCAUCAGGACCAUGUGUGUCAGCCCAGACGGGCAGCACCUGGCAUCGGGCGACCGGACCGGCACCUUGAGGAUCCACGAUCUAGAGAGCAUGGGGGAGAUUCUGAACGUUCAGGCCCACGACUCAGAGAUCCUGUGUCUGGAAUACUCCAAGCCUGAGACAGGGCUGAAGCUGCUAGCCACAGCGAGUCGAGACCGGCUGAUCCACGUGCUGGAUGCAGAUCGGGAGUACAGCCUGCUGCAGACGCUGGAUGAACACUCCUCUUCCAUCACCGCUGUACGAUUUGCUGCCAAUGAAGGCAAGGUCAGGAUGAUCAGCUGUGGCGCUGACAAGAGCAUCUACUUCCGCACAGCGCAGAAGUCAGAUGAAGGAACCGUGUUUACCCGCACCCACCACAUCGUACGCAAGACAACGCUGUAUGACAUGGAUAUCGACCCCACCAGGAAGUAUGCUGUUAUUGGUUGUCAGGACCGCAGCAUCAGAAUCUUCAACAUCAGUAAUGGAAAACAGAAGAAACUGUACAAGGGCUCCCAAGGAGAGGAUGGGACUGUCAUCAAGGUUCAGACAGACCCCUCAGGGCUGUAUGUGGCCACCAGCUGUUCAGACAAGAACAUCAGCAUCUUUGACUUCUACUCUGGGGAGUGUGUGGCCACCAUGUUUGGACACUCUGAGGUUGUGACUGGAAUGAAGUUUACCAAUGACUGCAAGCACAUGAUAACUGUGUCUGGUGAUAGCUGUAUCUUCGUGUGGCGUCUGUCCCCGGAGCUGACCAUCAGUAUGAGACAGCGUCUCUCGGACCUCAAGCAGAAUGGCAAGCCAGUUCAGAAGACCCCACUUCACAAACCUUGCAAUCUCAGCACCAGGAGAGAGUUACAUAGCACCCCUCCCAUUGUCACCAUGUCCUCUGACAGUGACAAAGAGGUGGAGGAGGAGGGGAUAGAAGAAGAGGAUGAGGAAGAGAGGAUCUCUCCUUACAUGGUGUCAGGCUGCAGUGCAGGGGAAGAGACAGACACCUCAGAUGAAAAGCACAACUCUCAUGAACUGAAAAGGGAGAACUCUUUUGGCAGGCGGUCCUCCCAGGGCAGUCACCACUCUGAGGACAGGGGUCCCCGUCCGCGGCGCCGCUGGUCCAGACGCAUGGACAGCAUGGAUCUGAUGGUCAAGUCCAUGUUAGACCUCAGACAGCUGGACUCCUUCGCCAUGCCCCCCUCCUCCCCCACUAAGACCCAGACCCAGCCUGUUUCUGUCUCCUUCAGAGACCCAUUCAGAGAGGAAGAGCUGGGCAGUACCAUCAGCCUGCAACCCCUCACUGCAUGGGGGGAGUCUGAUCAGAGGUCCCAGCAGCGGCCCAAAUACAUCAUGCUCUCUCCACAGACACCUGACACAGAGACAGGCCCAGUGCUGUACCCCGACGGCUUUGAGGACAGGGUCAGCUUAGCCGGCAGUGAGUACCUGGUGAAGCAGCUGCUGCCUGGGCCUGGGGCCAGCAGGAGUGUGAAGGGGUACCAGAACCACAACCAGUGGAGCCAGGGCCACCAUGACAAACACAGCCCAGACAGCGCCUGCUCUGUGGACUACUCCAACAGCAGACUGUCCAGCCCAGACAGUCAGCAGCAGCCUCCUGCAGAGGACCCUGAGCCGACGGAGCCUCUCAGUGUGGAUGGGAACUCCUCUGAAUUGGACCUGGAGGAACUGGAGGUGGAAGAGGAGGGGGGCGUAGGGAGGGGAGAUGCCAAGGGGGUGACGGUAGUACCCCAGACCCCCGACCAGGAGGCCUUCCUCAAACAGCACUUUGGCAACCUGGCUGAGCUUAACAACCCAGUGAGUCCGACGAGAGCUGCCACCCCUGACAAUAUCAGCAUCUCCUCUAAGUUCCUGUCCCAAUGCUCUACUGGAAGCAGGACCUCCUUUCCAUUCCUAUCUAAGAGCAUUGGUGAGGGGAAGGUAGGCAGCGGUGUGGUGAAGCCCCUGGUCUCUCAGGUGAGGCCUCUCAUGGAGCACAACCAGGGCCAGAGCCACAACCAGGACAGAGACCAGAGCCAAGCCCAUAGCCAGAGGAAGGUCUCAGAAGACUCUCAAAAGGGCCCCACUGGGAGACUAGAAGUAGUGGACACUACGGAGAAGUUUCUUAAUCUGCGGGCCUCUCCUCUGAGGAAGAAGCUGUUUAACCCUGCAGUGGACUCCCGUAGGAUGGUCAGCCCUGUGACCAAGGCUGCAGCCUCUCACCUCACAACUACAGGCAUGAGGAAGUCCCAGUCAGUCCAGAACCUGCACACUGAGGUAGAAAUGCCUCUAACCCUGUCUCGGCCCUCCAAGGUGGUGGCCCCCCUGCCCCAUCACUCCCAGUUCUAUCACUCCCAGGCCAGCGAGGGUCAAGUGACACUCCCCACCACCCCCAGCAGCACACUGCCCAGCGUGCCCCCCUUCUGCAGCCCCACCUCCCCCCAGCCUCAGGACAACACCAGUACCAGCCACAGCACAGCCACUAUGCCCAGGAGCCUAAAGUCCCGCUGCUCCUACAUGAGCCCCACCACCAGUUCCAUGGCCAAGAUGUCCCGCUCCGUGUCCAUGGGAGACAACCUAAACGUGACUGAGGAGGAGUCUGGGUCUGGAAGUAGUUCCAACACCUCCAACCCACCAACGACCAAGAGUCAGAGCUGCUCCUCCCAGAGUCCGAGUACUAAAGCAUCUUUCCCAGUGGCCAUGGUCUCCUCGGCGUCCUCCUCCCUCUCAGGGAUGGGUUUAGCCAUGCCCCAAGCUGCUGUUAUCCCCAACCUCAUAGCUAGCUCUAACCCUAACCCAACCACCAAGAGUCUGCAGGCCAAGCUGACGUGCAGCACCCAGCCCCAGCUCAACCUGGACAUCUCCAAGUCCCUCCCAGACAAGCCCUCCCUGGCAGUCUUCACACCCAACGGUACCUCCAAGACCACCACCACUUCCUCCAAGACUGUCAAAGAGGACAACCUCUCCCUCAGAUCCCCAGUUAGCUCAUUGCCCCAGCAGGGCCAGAAUCAACCACCACUGCUCUUCAACAACGUCCAGCUAGUCAUUGCACUGUCCCCCUCCCCUGCUGCUCCUUGGGAGACUAGCCCAGUGCUGAGCCCUGAGGCGGAGCAGCUUGGUCUCACCACGGAGCUGCGUCCUGAGGCCCUUGUUGUAGACAACAGACUGGAACAGCCAAAGACAGAGGAAAGCCAGGGCCUGACCCAGGAGGAGAGCCCCGUGACGGAGCUGUCUCUUCAGGGCAAUCCGGUCUACCUGCUGUCACAACGAGGGCCCGGCCAGGACCACACAGGUUUGCUCCAGCGUUCUCCCUCCUUCACCCUGUCAUCUCUGCGUCUGGGCCUGACCAGCACCAAGCACUUCUUUACUACUGGUGCACUGUGGCCUGCUGUCUCCACCCCCAUGUACUCUUCACCUUCACCCUGUCCAUGUCCUCCGUCACUUAACCGGUUUCUCUCGAUUGACGAUUCUCUCAGUAUGGAGUCGUGCAAGGUGUUGGCCAGCGAGCUACAGAACUCAUUUAGGAAGGCCUCCCGGUUCUACAGGAUGGUGAACAGUGUGCCUGUAGCCUCCAGGCAGGAGCAGCAUGAGAUGGCCCGGGUCCUGUCUGAGGCCUUUGAGGUUGUGAGGGCCGAGCUGAGCUCCCUGCCCCAGAGCUCACUACCAUCCCCCUCUGGAGAACCGGCAGCAGGAGGCUCCCUGUGUACGCUGGGCUGCCGGCCUGUAGGACCAGGCACAGGGGGAUCAGGCUCAGGAGAGGAGAGGACUCUGGCUCUGCUGGAGCAGUACUCUGAGCUCCUCCUCAAAGCUGUGGAGAAGAGGCUGGACAACAAUCAGGUCUCCUAGAGACAUCUCAAGGGAGAGGCAUCUUAUUUUACCCCACCCUUUAAGACUGAACCAACAAACCUUCUGGCAAAUGUAGAAUUUUAAGCCAUUGUGCAAGGAUAUCUGCAGAGCUGAUUGAUCAGUGGACCUACUACAGUACUUGUUAUUUAAAUCAACUUUUUGAAGAUGAACAAAUUAAAAUAUUCAUGAGGGACAUCUUUUUUACAAGUUCUUUGUUAAAGGACUUCUAUCUCUCUCGCGAUGGUGAGGCUUGCAGUCAGCACAAAGGCCCACUGUAAUGGCCCAACGUAUAACACUAACAUACCAACAGCACAGAUACUGGGAAUGUAGGGAGACCCCUCAGGAUGAUCGAUGCCUCAGCAUUCAUUCCCAGUGUGGCUAAGCUGCACUACAGACUGUCAUUCACCAACCUUCCUCCCUCUGCGUGUCACCUACCAGAUAACUGCACUCUCACAACCACUUGUUUUAUUCACCCAUGUUGCCAAAUAUUGUGCCCUGCUACUUUGUUUUAAGUAAGUUAGCCUGAGGCUAAUACACAAGUAAUUAGCGGUUAUGCCCUUUGUUACAUACUCUAGAUCUCCCCUAGAUUAAGGAAAUAUGAAUAGUUGCUACAUUUGAUACAGGCUAUCAUUUUGGGUAGAAGUAGCAGAACAUUUUGGGUAGAAGUAGCAGAACAUUUUGGGUAGAAGUAGCAGAACAUUUUGGGUAGAAGUAGCAGAACAUUUUGGGUAGAAGUAGCAGAACAUUUUGGGUAGAAGUAGCAGAACAUUUUGGGUAGAAGUAGCAGAACAUUUCGGGUAGAAGUAGCAGAACAUUUUGGAGAAUCGAAGGGUGUUGUUGUUCAACACCUUUCCUGACCCCAGUGAUCUAAAACAAUACACUUGUGAUCGCUCCAAUUGAAACUUUCUGUGUUGGUGUCCCUGUCCCAACCAGGGCUCUCACCCACCACCACGUUGGACCAGGUCAUAGCCUCCUCAAAACUACACGUGUAACACAAGACCCUUCCAAGUCUUAGAAGCCAGAUUAUCAGACAUAAUGUUUUAGUGGAUGAGUUCAUACAUUGGGUUUUGAGAUGCCCUGUCGGUGUGUGAUGUGUGGUUGUAUUUAUUAUGUUGUAAAAGGUCCAUGUUGCAAAGGGUUUUUCAGCCUCUUGUUGUACAGUUUGUUUUGAUACUGGUGUCAGUAUGUUUUGUGCCAGAGCUAGGUCAUCAGUGGGGGACCAACAUGCAAAAGAAACAGACGACCUUGAAGAUAUACAGUAUCAACUGAGUCUCCUCGUUCUUCAACUCUACUGGAUGAUUUUAUAAACCGUGUGAAUUGUGUUCCCAGUAAUAAUACAAAAUGUUCAAGGAAAUGGGUGCCUUAAAGUCAAAACCAUAUUCUUUUCAUGGUUCCAAAUGUGUUAGGCAAUACCAAAAUAAUAUUCAAUUGUAAUCAAAAGGCAACUACUGAAAUGUAUCUACUGCUGUGGGAAUCAAAUGACAUUGAGGAGAAGUGUUCUCUGGUGACAAUGAAUAGAGACAUCUUAGUGUUGGGUUACCUGAGGAUGAGAACAUAUUUCAUUCAUAGCUCUUCAGAGCUCUGCUGCACCAAUUCCUCAACAUUAAUUGGCUUCACGUUUUUAUCCUAGUCUCUGGUACAUUUCCACCACAGUAACAAUAUAAAGCACUUUUUUUCCUAUCGAAAUGGUCAUAGGUCAAAUUAAUGUAUUUGUAAUAGCUUAGGAUACUAAACUGAACCUUCAGGGUCUCUGUGUGUAUAUAAUGGUGGAAGGUAUGUGAGUGGAGGGCUCAGACUAAUUAUUAUGUUCUGCUGCUGCUAUGGUAAUUGUGGCCGCAGACAAGCACAACAUUGCCCUCUGCUGUUGGACCUAAAUCACUGCCCAGCUGCUAUGACAGACAGCCCAAUCACUCACCUCCCACCACUCAUCUCUGGUCAGGAUAAUGAUAUGCUGUGCUAUAAUACACUAGUGCUCUCAAACAAUAUUUUAAUCACCUGUGUAUACAGUACUGGGUAUUUUCUCAGUUAUUGUUACUUGUUGUUAGGAAACUUUCACAUCUGAUCAGGUAUCCAAUGUUCUUCUACUCUUUCAAAGUGCCAUGCCUGUAACUCCUUUCUACUGUUGAUUAAAGCAUUGUAUGUACAAAUUACUAGAUGGAUGUGCAUGGACAGACCGCCAAGAUUUUAAAUUGCAGUCGAGCCCUGAAAGGACAUGGGUUAUGGUAUAGAAUAAGAAUGAAUUAUUCUGCUGUUUAUUAGUUAUUCAGUAUUUUAUUGACAAUAUUCAGAACGGUAACGUUAUCUAGCAGACUGGAGGCUUCAUUAAGACAUAGGAUUGUAUUUCAGUGGACAGUAGUACAGAUACCUUGUAACUUUCUGCUGCUUAUAUGCAUGAGUAUAUAUGCAUGAAGGGUGGUGAACGGAGGUUGACUGACUGGCUCGUUCCUUAGUAGGAUUGCAUGGUUGAACGUACCCUAGGCUUUUUAAAGAGUUGAUCCCACUCUUUUUCACUGACUGGUACCCCUGUAACUGACCCUAGUUCUAAUCUCACCUUUUGUAUGUUAUGAUGAUUACUUGUCUUAAACUGCAGAUGAUGGACCAGCAUUUUCCUCUUUUAGGAAUGAUCACCUUUCAGCCAUUUUGUGAGCUGUUUUCUGUUUUGCACCAACCUCAGUGUUUUCACUGUAUUCCCUCUCUGAACUUCUCUCUCUGCCAGAGAAUAAAAACAGAUUUAUUACACUCAA
Messenger RNA from Oncorhynchus kisutch (coho salmon), 8936 nucleotides. Its product is annotated as mitogen-activated protein kinase-binding protein 1. Gene Ontology annotation, biological process: negative regulation of canonical NF-kappaB signal transduction; positive regulation of JNK cascade. Gene Ontology annotation, cellular component: cytoplasm. The coding region runs from base 901 to 6192 and encodes 1763 amino acids. NCBI's taxonomy places the organism in Eukaryota, Metazoa, Chordata, Actinopteri, Salmoniformes, Salmonidae. The transcript is spliced from 30 exons. Gene Ontology annotation, molecular function: protein binding. The record is from RefSeq and is a predicted model, not a curated record.